Molecule: messenger RNA, 453 nt
Organism: Aureobasidium uvarum
Lineage: Eukaryota; Fungi; Ascomycota; Dothideomycetes; Dothideales; Saccotheciaceae
Source: the annotation of a GenBank genome assembly
AUGGGACUCACUGACGACUUCGACGAGGAUGACCGUCCCCAGUUCUGGUACAAGGACGAGACGGCGACAAUUCUGGCUGAGCAGUUGCUAGACGGUGUGACGGAAGAUAGCAAGAUUGCUGUUGUCUCUGCACCGAGUGUGUACAUUCAGUUGAGAAACUUGNNCUUAGUGACCCCNAGCCUCAAGGGCUCCUUCGACAGAAUCAUCUGCGAUCCUCCAUUCUUGAACGAGGACUCUGCACUCACUGUCCGCUGGCUGGCCAAGACAUGGGAGGCUCCUCUCAGACUCGUUCAAUGCACUGGAGAACGUAUGGAGUCGCUGGCUCACAGGUUGUACGGCAAGGCCGGCAUGCGCACCACGACUUUCCGUCCAGAGCACUCGAAGGGCCUGAGCAACGAGUUCAGAUGCUACGCCAACUUUNNGGAGUGUGAUGCGUGGAAGUUUGAGCCAUGA